AUGCCGGCUGCAGCAAAUCCCGAAAACGGUGACGAAAAUGCCGGUAAGUGUAGAAAUGUAAUCAAUCUCUUCAUUUCCAUCUGGCUCUAAUCACUUUUUAAUUUGCUUGUUAGAUUUAGCAAUUCGAGUUCAAUAUUAAUUUACUACUGCGUAGAAUAGUAAUUCUAAUCCAGUUCUUAAAAUUUGUGUAUCUAACUCAAACAGUUCCUUUUUUAGUAUCAAAAUUACGAUUUUAGAUUUAGCGUAGGUGUUUUAAGUGUUUUUCGGACCGUCAGCAGGUUUCUUCUCCUUUUUUUACGCCCUCGGGCCAAAGAAAAAUCAAAAACAGACAGAAAACCAAAACUUGGAAUCUCGAUUUGCAAACAUAGAUGUAGCAGAACUCAUAAGCUUGAAUUAUAAUCCGCUCAAAUUUUGUUGUCUAGAAUAAAGGUCAAAAAUAAGUUUCUCGAAAAAAUUGACAGGUUGAUUUUGAUUACGCAAAUUGGUAAAUGUUUUUUCGAAUAACACUUGUGGUAAUAACCCCAAUCUGCCGUCAAGUGAAAUCGGAAGUGCGAGAUCUUGAUAGCGACGAUGAAAUUUGAGAAAUCCGUUUUUUGCACCGGAUCAGAGGUUGGAAUUAAAGCCGCCCGGAGGCUUUGUUUGUCUAAGUCCGUCUCAAGAGGCCGGGUUUACGUGAAUUACGUGAGCUCUAGCCAGGAUGGUGGCCUGGACUGGGGCCUUAUUAGGGGAUUGUGGGAGUCGAAUCUCGGCCGGAGAUAUCAGUCCGCCUUUGAAUCAGAAGCCCAAAAAAUUCGGGGAUUUCCCCGAAUUUACCCAAUCUGGAUACAAUAAAUCGACCAUUUAUCCGUAUCGCCAUAAACUCAACAUCUUUAUUAUUAAUGGUAAUAUGUUGCCUGAUUUCUCUCUAUUCUUCUUUUUCUUCUUUUUAACAGCUUUACUUAACAUUUUCCGAUUAAUUUUAGAAAUCGAGGAACAGCCUGAACCCGAGCCUGUGCCCGGUAUGCAUUUCCGAGUGCAUUAACCCCAUCCUUUUUUGCUUAACAUUAUCUUCUGUUUCUGUAACCAGAAUUCCGUCUUUCAUGUAUAAUACAAUCCGGAUUCAGAACCCCAGGUCGAUGAGACCCCCAACGCCACCAUGGAGACCAAGGUGACCGGCCAGACUGGAGCGCCCAAGCGGGUUGGCCGUUGGACGUUGGCCCAGCUGCGUCAGACCGAUGGAAUCAUCCCAUCUCAGGCGGGUUGGAACAAGGGAGACUCCCAGAAGUUGAUGACCAACUUCGGUACCCCCCGUAACACUUCCACCAGAGUCAAGGCCGAGAACUUGGCCGAGGUCCCAGAAGAAGUCCUUUUGAAGAGCCACGGCGAAGUCCGUCUUCAGUCCGGUACCAACAGAUACGCUUCUCAGCGUGGUAUGACUGGCUUCGGUACUGGUCGUGAUGUCUGCCGUGAGGGAGUCCACGUUAACCAGCUGCCUUCUGACUUGGAGGUGAGCUAGUUGUGCCCAUUUAAAGAUUACUCUUUUCUAGCCCCUGCCAGAAGAGAAGAUCCGUGCUUCUGAUGGUAUCGUCCGUCUUCAAGCCGGUACCAACAAGUACGACUCUCAGAAGGGUAUGACCGGCUUCGGUACUGCUCGUCGUGAAACCACCAAGAUGGUCGACACCAAGCAUCCCGAAUACGACCACGAGCGUCCCGACCAAUCUGAGAUCCCUCUCCAGUCCGGUACCAACAAAUUUGCCUCCCAAAAGGGAAUGACCGGCUUUGGUACCAACAGACGUGAGACCUGCAAGAUCGUGGACACUGCCCAUCCCGACUACAACCCAGAAUCCUCCAUCGACUCCACCCAGAUCCCCUACCAGAUGGGAUCCAACAAAUACGCCUCUCAGAAAGGAAUGACCGGCUUCGGUCAGCCCCGUUGGGAAGUCCUUGACCCCUCCAUCUCUUGGCAAAAUCGCAAGUCCCAAGGAAUGGUUCGUCUGCAAUCUGGUACUAACAGGUCCGUUUCUGACCGUAUAAAUUAUUUGAUUACAAUUAUUACAAUAACUCGAUUAUUUCACCUUGCGUAACAUUGAUUUCAGAUUUGCUUCUCAAGCCGGUAUGAUUGGAUUCGGUACCAUCCGUAACACUACAUACGAAGCCGAAGCCGGCGAACUGCCUUACGAAGACAUGAAGAAGUCCGAAGCCAUCAUCCCAUCUCAGGCCGGAUGGAACAGAGGAGACUCGCAGAAGGGAAUGACCGGCUUCGGUAUGCCCCGUGAUGUGCGUGGCAAGCAUCUGAAGAGAAUCUGGGAGUUGGAGUACCCCGAGGAGGCCGAGAUCUCCCUGGAUCGUCUCUAA
Bursaphelenchus xylophilus (pine wood nematode) is the source of this 2334-nucleotide messenger RNA. The record is from the annotation of a GenBank genome assembly. NCBI's taxonomy places the organism in Eukaryota, Metazoa, Nematoda, Chromadorea, Rhabditida, Aphelenchoididae.